AUGCCGACCCAGACAUCUCUCCCUUUGCCGACUCUAUCUCCGACAACUUCCCCAGAUCUCACGCUCCACAGUUCGCUUACGAUCAUGCGAUGGGACUCAUCUCGCUGGUCCACCAAUCCCUAUUAUGCCCUGGUGAUUACGGUCAUAGCGUGUGGUGGUAUUCCCAAGGGGUACGAUGAGGGUGGCUAUAGCGGCAGCGUGUCGCUCCCCGCAUUCAAGGCGGAUUUCAACCUGGACCCGUCACAUUGGGAGAAUAACGCCACAGGGCUAGCCAAUCGGAAGGCCAACAUCACCUCCUUCAACGUGCUCGGGGCUGCGAUCGGGGCUCUCAUCGUCCUGGAUCUCAAUGACAGAUUCGGACGCCUGUUGGCCUGGCGCAUCGCGUGCAUCGUGUGGGGGGUGGGCACUCUGAUCCAGAUCUUCGCCUCCGGGAUUUACGGGCUGCUGCUCUUUAGUCGGAUAUUUGGAGGACUAGGGGCCGGCGCGCUCACCGUCACCGCACCCCUGUAUCUGAGUGAGAUAGCCCCGGCGAAAACACGAGGUCUGGUGGUAGGGUUGUACAUGGUUCUUUUACUGGCCUUCUUGACAACUGGUUUUUUCGUCAAUUAUGGCGCCAGAACUCAUAUGGCGGUCGACCGGACCCAAUACCGCCUAGUCCAGGCGGUGCCGUUGAUUCCAACGGGGAUCGCGUUCAUCCUGUCGUACUUUUGUCCGGAAACUCCCCGAUACCUGGUCUCAAAGCAGCUUCACAGCGAAGGCCUGAAUGCGCUAGCGCGCUUGCGCGGAAAGCCUCACAAUGAUCCCGACCUGGUGGCUGAAUUUGAGACUAUUGACGCGCAAGUGCGUGAGCGCUCGACGGACCUUGCGUCCGUGUCGCAUUGGGCGAUGUUCAAGGAGACCCAAACCAACCCAAAUUAUCGCCAGCGCUUUUGGCUGAUCAUGACCAUGCAGACCAUCGGUCAGUGGACCGGUGGCAAUGGUAUCACAUACUAUGUGACCAGCAUUUUCCAGGUAUGCCAGCUCGAGCGAGACAAUGAUAACAUAUUAUUUUACGCCGGUCUGACAGGCGAUGCCGAAUCCCUCGUCGGCUCAGGCGCCUACGGAGUCGUGAAGUUAGUCUUCACCAUGGCCUUCACAUGGGGACUAAUUGAUCUACUUGGCCGACGACGCUGCACCAUAGCCGGGCUCUCUCUCCAACUAGCAGCACACAUCUACAUGGGCAUCUACAUGGGUCUGCAGCCCGGCUCGGCAGAUAAUCAUAAUGCGUCAAACGCAGCCAUUGCCUCGGUCUUCAUCUAUGCCACCGGCUGGUCAAUCGGACUCUGCACAGUCCCGUACCUAUACGGCACGGAGAUCUUCCCCACGCGCAUCCGAAACGUCAGCUACGCCAGUAGUAUGUCGCUGCAUUGGUUCUUCCAAUUUGCCGUCGUGCGCGUAACACCCAACAUGUUCGUUUCCUUGCAUGUCUGGGGCGCUUAUCUCUUCUGGGCACUGAUUUGCUUCCUCGGACUGAUCAUCCUGGGCGUUUGGAUGCCGGAGACUAAGGGCGUGCCUAUUGAACAGAUGGGUGAUCUGUUUGAUGGGCCGUGGUACUUGCGUUGGAACGCAAAGCCCAAAAUUCGUGUUGAGGUCCCGACACCCGUGGAAGACACGGUUUCGUCUAAGGAUGAUCACACACACAAGGCUCACGAUUAG
This is a messenger RNA of Penicillium olsonii, 1695 nucleotides long. NCBI's taxonomy places the organism in Eukaryota, Fungi, Ascomycota, Eurotiomycetes, Eurotiales, Aspergillaceae. The record is from the annotation of a GenBank genome assembly.